Molecule: messenger RNA, 2044 nt
Organism: Dicentrarchus labrax (European seabass)
Lineage: Eukaryota; Metazoa; Chordata; Actinopteri; Moronidae
Gene: f7l
Product: coagulation factor VII, like
Exons: 8
Coding region: 68-1360 (430 amino acids)
Biological process (GO): proteolysis; blood coagulation
Cellular component (GO): extracellular region
Molecular function (GO): calcium ion binding; serine-type endopeptidase activity
Source: RefSeq, a predicted model, not a curated record
GUGUACUUUGUGUGUGUUUGUGAGACAGUUUGUGUGUUUUCCAACCUUUGAUCGGUUCAGAACAAACAUGGCGUCUGUCAGCGGACAAACGAAGCAAUUCUUCUUCCUACGACUCCUCAUCGCUUCCAUCCCAGCAUGCACUGGGUUUCCUGGAGGAGGAGUGUUUGUGAGCAGACCUGAGGCCAGCGUUUUCCUGCGUCGCAGUCGGCGGGCUAACUUCCUGUUUGAGGAGCUGAAGAAAGGCAACCUGGAGCGAGAGUGUCUGGAGGAGAAAUGCUCCUACGAGGAGGCCAAGGAGAUCUUCGCUGUGCCGCAGCAGCUGGAAGUCUUCUGGAGGACGUACACAGCGGUGGACCACUGCCUGUCGUCUCCCUGUAAGAACGGAGCGACCUGCACUCGCCACAUCGACACCUACGUCUGCAAAUGUCCACCUGGUUUCCACGGAUACAACUGUGACAAAGUCCGUCUGACCUCCAACGGUUGUCGCUACAGAAAUGGAGGAUGUGAACAUUUCUGCAGAGAGCUCCCGGAUCGGUCUCACGUGUGUUUCUGCGCUCCGGGUUAUGGUCUGGAUCGGGACAACAGCACCUGCCAGCCUCAAGAUAAUGUGGCCUGUGGAAGACCUCUGAUGCACUUUACCCCCAGGGUUGUUAACGGGCAGAUCUGCCCCAAAGGACACUGUCCAUGGCAGGCUCUGCUAACUAAAGAUCAUGAGUAUACCUGCGGAGCGAUCGUCCUAUCAGAUCAGUGGAUUUUAACAGCAGCUCACUGCGUCUGGCAGAAUCCUGCCGCCCUCUACCACGUCAUUGUGGGUGAACAUGACCGAGAGGAGGAUGAGAAGACAGAGCAGCAGCGGCGGGUUGUCAAAGUGGUCAUCCACCAUAGUUACAACCAGUCCACCACCGACGCCGACCUGGCCAUGCUGAAGCUCCACCGCCCUAUCAAACUUGGACUCUACGUGGUUCCCAUUUGCCUUCCCGCGCAGAACACCACCUUCAGCCGCACACUGGCGACCAUCCGUCAUUCCACCGUGUCCGGUUGGGGCCGCCUGGCGCGGUUCGGCCCCCGAGCCAGGUUCCUCCAGCGCCUGGUGCUGCCUAGGGUCCCUCUGCAGGAGUGCCGCCUCCACACCAAGCUCAACAUCACCAGGAACAUGCUCUGCGCCGGGCUGAGGACCGGCGGCCAAGACGCCUGCCAGGGCGACAGCGGCGGCCCUCUGGUGACGCGCUACAAGAAAACCUGGUUCCUGACGGGCGUGGUGAGCUGGGGGAAAGGCUGCGCCAAUGAAAACCUGUAUGGUGUCUACACCAGAGUCAGCAACUUCCUGGACUGGAUCGAGGAUGUCAAGUCCACUGGCUGAAAUGGGUUCAAUACGGGGAUGUGACGGUUCUGAACCGAACCAGUAAACUCACAAAUAAUGUUAGAAAGUUAGAAUCCAGUAGAGCACAAAGCGAUAAUAAGUCCCGUAGAUGUUCCUCAGACAAUAUUAUUAAUGGUAGCAGUCACGUUUGAGUGGGUUGAAUACAGAUUCUUUAUUAAAGGUCCAGUGUGUAACAUUAAUGUAAUAUAAUAUUAAUAAGUAAGUGUUUCAUCAAAUGAAAAUAACUUUAGGACGUUUUUCGUGAGUUGUGCAGCGCUGUAGUUUCACGUGGCUCCACCUCUGGUGAGCUUGACCAGGGGUGGACAAUAAAAGCUGUGAAAUCACUACGACCCAACCCCCGAGCGUACAACAGUGCUAGUGACUACUAGAUAUUUGUUCUUAGCUUAAAGUUAUCGUCACUCUCACGUCGGGUUGUAAACAUCAUCCGUUGCCCUCAGAGGCACCACAUCCUAAAUCAGUAAAACUCAACUCACGCACCGGACAAGAACAUUUUCUAAUUGAGGAAAACAAUCGGAUUCACAGUGGGAAUGUAUUAUUUUAAAUGGAUGAGUAACUGUUCAGUAAUGAGCUUCAUGAACCUGUUUAAUGUUGGAUAAACUGUUUCACAUGUAACCAAAGCAAAGAGUUAAUUCAGUUAAUCUGAAAAUAAAAAAUUUAGAGUUA